Centruroides sculpturatus (bark scorpion) is the source of this 5126-nucleotide messenger RNA. RefSeq names its product MOG interacting and ectopic P-granules protein 1-like. Gene Ontology annotation, biological process: regulation of gene expression. Gene Ontology annotation, cellular component: nucleus. The transcript is spliced from 3 exons. The coding region runs from base 923 to 4201 and encodes 1092 amino acids. Lineage: Eukaryota; Metazoa; Arthropoda; Arachnida; Scorpiones; Buthidae. The record is from RefSeq and is a predicted model, not a curated record.
UGAAUUGAUUUUUACAUUAAUAUCCAAUAAUGCAUUAUAAGUCACCAUCAUAUCACUGUUUGAUGAAAUUUUUGCAUCAAAUGGUGUAAUGUCUUAUAUAAUCUGAUAAGGUUCAUAGGAAAGAUUAUUUCUGUUUUCUGAAAUAUGUGACAGUUGAAGAAAGAAUUAUUUUUAUUUCAUCACAGUACUAGCACGAAAAUUUGGGCAUCCAAAGCUAAUUUUCAUGUAAUGAACUGUGAUUGAUUGCAAUGGAUUUUGUUGAAGCAAGAACAUUGAAGAAGAAAACCGAAAUUGUUCAGAAGUAUGCAAAAAGAAAACAGAGUAUUGCAACAAUCCCGAAACACCAUGAAAUUUUCAGCAAUCCAGAAGAAAAGCCUAUUGGUCGAUGAAAAGGCGCGGCAUGACGGGGGGAGUAAUUUGACGACAUGGCAACACAUUAUUGGCAAAUGUGAUUGGCUAUGCUCUGUAAGUUCACGUGAUGGCAACGGUGUGCUCCGAUUCGUUUAUUUACCAGAAAUCUUUCGUGAAAAACCUCCGGGUCACGUGAUGCUUAGUCGCCAUCUUGCCAUUCAACAUUUUGUCAACUAAAGCCGAGAAGCGAGAGUAGAUCGCGCUUAAAGUGAUAUUUGGUGCAAAUUAUCUUUCACUUUGACAACUGAUUAAAAAACUCAACGCAUUCAUAUAACGGCAGGUGAGACGAUCAUCGAUUACCUUCGUCUGGGAAUAUGGUUUAAACCGUUCAAAUGACGCGCGAUGGUUAAGGAUAGUUUUCCCGCCGUACGUUAGGAUGUUCUGUUUGAUACAUUCCAUUAUAGAACUUGUAUCUUUAAAUCUGAUGCAGACCUCAGGAGGAGAUCAAAAUCUGAUAUUGAUGGAAGGACUUAGAUUUCUCGUAUAUUUUGCUUCCAAGGCUUCAUAGAAAAUGAGCUGUGCUGACUCAGAAGUGACAUCCACUCUGAGCAGCCACAGAAAUGAUCAUGAAUCAUCACAUAAUCAAGUUAAUGCAGAAACUCGGGACUCUUCUGGACCUUGUAUCGAUUUUCAACCUGAUGAAAGAUGGCACAUUGAAGAAGAUGAUGAUGAAUCUAAACCUCAACAGACAAAAUUUCAAGAAAACUCAAAAAUGGAUAAAAAUGAAUCCACCAAAACUUGUAAAUGUUUUUUAAUAGAACCAAAUUGUAAGUGCAAAAUAAAUGAUUGUAUCUCAGAAGAUUUGAAUAGCAAAUGUGCCUUUGGAAAUGGUAAAGUUCCUGUGUUGUUACAAGAUGUCUCUGAAGAAUCAAUGAAGUUUAAUGGAGAUGUUGAUAAACAAUUUGAAACUAACAUAUCAACAUCAGAAGGUAAAAAAAUGUUAUCUGAUAACACACAACCAUCAGUUAUUACUGUUAAUGUGAAAUCUUCAGUUACUGUAGAAAAUGAGAAAAUGCCUUCUGAAAUUGAAAAAACAUCAUGUCAAAAUUCAAUAACCAUCUCUGAAAUUAAUGACACAAAAUGUAAAACAGUUGAAAAUGACUUAAAACUUAAUAAAAAAUCUAAAUCCAGAGAAAAGCAGACAUCUGACAAUGCUGAAAAACAGUCUGAAAUAAUGAAUGAGAAAUCUACCAAAACUGAUUCAAAAUCUGAAGUUGAAAGUGAAAAUGAAGAGUUUCCAUCUCAUAGCUUAGCUCCUUCAAUAUCUGACAAUUCCAAUCAAAGUGAAAAUAUUUCUGAUUCUGGAAAAGACCCUUUGAAUGAAGAAUCAUCUAGCAAUCUUAGUGCAAUUAAUUCUCAUGAAGAGUCAACUAAUGUAAUAUCUGUUGAAAAUGCAUUGCCAAAUGUUCUUUCUGAGGAUUUCAAAUCAGAGAAAAGGACAUUUGACAGCAAUAACAAUAAUAAGCAUUUUAGAGAAUCUGAUAAAUUAGAAAAUGAAGUUUUAGAUACAAAUACUUCAUGUGAUAAAGAAAAUGAAUCACCUGAAAUGGAGAUAAGUGAUGAUUUAAAGAAUGAAACUAAACUUCCAGAUGGUUUUGACAAAUAUAUAAAAGUAGGUAAGUAUGUUCCUGUGAAAAUACCUAAAAAAGAUUUCUCACUGGGAGAAAAUGAAGCUGUAUUAGAGUGUCCUUCAUUAGUUACCCCUCUUCUGUUAUUAAAAGAACCUCCACAGUUUAAUUUGCCUAAGGGAAAAAGCAAUUCUUCACAUACUUCUAAACAAAUUUUUCAUGCAAAAGAUUAUUUUAAUUCAACCACAGGAAAACUGUUAAUGAGCUUAGGUCUUAGUAGAGUUAAAGAAUGGUAUCAUAAAGAUAUGAUUAGAUUAAAAGAAAGACAAAUGAAAAGAGAUGGUAAAAGUAAAAUUUUGAAAGACAAUCAAGAGAGACAUGAGGAGGCUUAUUUGGCUGCAAAACGAGCAAACCGACCUUUCAGUUUUCCCAUGAUGAGAUGUGAACUUUGUCCAUUCAAUACAGAUUCAGAAAUUGUUUUGGAAGGUCAUAAUUUAAUGCCACACAUCACAUCAAGAAGAGAAUUCAGGUGCAGUUAUUGUGCCUUUCUAACAAGAGAUGCAAAAUCCAUUAUGUUUCACUAUGAAGCAAUACAUAAUAAACAAGCUGUUUUAGAACCUCCUGCACAAUUUUAUGAAUGUCCUUUUUGUUCAUUUGAAAGUAAUUUGAAGACUAAAGCAAAUAGUCAUGUAAACAGAUGUCAAAAAAAUUUCAUAUAUAUUCGAAAUCAAGCUCCUGCAGAUUUUGAUUUUCCAGGUUUGACAGCAAAACUUGUCAAUAUGACAGAUAUAAAAAAUUAUGAAUUACAACUUACAACAUCUAAAUCAAAUACUUGGACAGAUAAAGGUCAAAAGGGACUUUAUUCUAGAAAUCUUCAAGGUACUUCUGUUAAAGGAUCUAGACAGCUAAUGCCAGCAAAUAACAUGUCAUCAGGUAUUCCAUUAUAUCAACAAUUAGCCUCAUCUACUUUGUCUGACACUGCAAAUUCAAAUGCUGCAAUACAUAAACAAAAUCAACAAAUUGUUCCAGGUAUACAUCUUCCAUCUGGUCUAGUUAUAACUAGACCCAAAACACCCUCCAGCAAUCGUCUUGGUCGUCCUCCUCAAAGCUCCAUUUCUGUUUCUGUUCCUUCUCGUCAAAUUUAUCAGGUUGUCAAUGCAUCUGGUCAAGUAGUACCAUAUUUGGAUAAAAAAUCUUUAAAUUCUCAAUUACCUGGUUGGUUAACGUCAGUUGAUACAACUGUAACGCCUACAAAUUCUGGACCACAACCUGUUGCAUUAUUCCAUAAUAUUGCAUCAGGAGGAACAGAAAAUUCCAGUAUUCCAGCUGGUCCUAAAGCAGUUGUUUCUGUCCAUCAGAUUUCACCUGGUGGUUCUCAACUUCCAAGAUUGCAAGGUCCAUAUCCACCUCAAGGGGCGAAAGCUAAUACACCUCUGAGUAACAUUUUAGCAGGGAGUAGAUUUGUCAUCUGUGAAAUCUGUGAUGGUUAUAUAAAAGAUCUAGAUCAGCUUCGGAUUCACAUGCAGCUCAUUCACAAAGUAAAAAUUCAUCCCAAAAUGCUAGCUAGUCGACCACCUUUAAAUUGUCAAAAAUGUCAAUGGAGAUUUUUUACAGAUCAAGGGUUAGAGAGACAUCUUUUAGGAGCUCAUGGAUUGGUUACUUCAAACAUGCAAGAUAUGGCCAACAAAAGCCAGGAUAGUGGAAGAUGUACAAUUUGUGGUGGUGUAUAUGCUUGUAAACUGGUAGCUCAUAUGAGUCAGGUUCAUAAAGUCAUAUUAAAACCAGCACACCUUUCAUAUAAAUGUACUGUGUGUACUGCAACUUUCAAUCUAUACAAAUUAUUUGAGAAUCAUGUGUACACUGCUCACAGUGGUGCCAUGAAAAGAUCAAUGGAUGACUCUUCUCGGCGACCACAAAAGAAACCUGCAGUUUCACAAGUUGCUCGCAAAGGUAUGUCUCAGGUAACAAAGGUAGCAUCAACAGAACCUUCCUCAGAUGAAGAUGCAUCAAGUGAAGAACAAACAAAACAGUGUACUGAAUGUGGUAUUGAAACAGGGAAUCUGUUAUCUCAUUUAAGUGAAAAACAUAUUAAAAAGUGCUUUGUAAAACUUUGUAGGAUUGAAAAGUGUGAAAAGUGUCUUUGUUCAUUUGAUGGAUUAGUUGUGCUCCAUACCUCAGAUUUUGGAUUGGAUGAAGAUGAUGAUGAUCUAGAUGAGGACUAAAUCAACUUUAAAAAUAGUAAAAGUUAAAAAUAUAUAUAUAUAUAUAUAAAUAUAUAUAAUACUUUUAAACAUGCAAGAAUUUUGUGUGCAUGAUUAAUGUGUAAGGAUUAAAAACAUUGAUAAUUCGUAAUGUUGCUAUGCACUUUUAAAUUUUGUUUGUAUAGCAACAUUAUCAUAUGAUUCAGUCCCAUUUGUGUGUAGAAAUACUUGCUGUUUGGCCAAUGGUAAAAAGACACAUUUUGCAGAGAUGUUCAUGGAAGAUAUCAUGCUAAGAACAAGUAGAAUUUUAUAUGGUAAAUUUGAAUACUGCAGUAGUUUCCAUGUACAUUCGUUAUAUUAUAAUGGGAAUAUAAUUUGUUUUUUUGAGAGGUAUAAUAGUUUUAUCAACACUAGUAUUAAAGCAACAACUGGGUUAUAUUAUUGUAAUGAGAUAUUGGCCGUUGAUUUCAUAAAUUUAUGAAAUUGUAAGAAGUAUUAGUAAACAUAAGAAAGAAUAUUGAUAUUGAUAUUUAAUGCUUCAAUGUGAUUUCUAUAAUUGCUAUUAAUUUCACAAUUGGAAAAGAAUUGUUGUGUUAAUAUUGAAUUUUUUUUAUUAUUUAGUUUUAUAGAUGGAAAGCAUUGCUUGAUAUGAAUUCAAAUAUUUCAAGUUUAUGUUAGGCAGUUUCUGAAUGGUAAAGUUGCCGUAUCCUUUGUAUGUCCAACAUAUUUAAAACCAAAUGAAAGUCAUUUAAAAAAACACUGUAGAUGCCUGUGUAUUUCCAUCAAAAUGUAAAUUUGGUGUAUAUGGAACUUUCAGCUGGUAAUCUUAAUAAUACUGAUGGUAAUUGAAAUUAGACAGUUCAUUGGUGUAAAUAUGUUCCCUGGAAUUUACAUGUUGGAAUCUUUUUCAGCAAUGUGACAUACCAUUAAAAUUCUAAUUUCAUUA